Messenger RNA from Funneliformis caledonium, 1095 nucleotides. The record is from the annotation of a GenBank genome assembly. Lineage: Eukaryota; Fungi; Glomeromycota; Glomeromycetes; Glomerales; Glomeraceae.
AUGGCUCAAAAUGACACUGAAGCUAUUGUAGACAGCUUUUUUAGUCGAGGAGGACAUACUAAUAAUUGGGCAGUUUUGGUGUGCACUUCCCGAUUUUGGUUUAAUUAUCGUCAUAUUGCGAAUACAUUAUCAAUAUAUCGUACGGUAAAGCGGUUAGGUAUUCCGGACUCUAAUAUUAUUUUAAUGCUUGCCGAUGAUGUAGCAUGUAAUCCGCGAAACGCAUUUCCCGCUACAGUAUUCAAUAACGCCGGAAGGUAUUUGGAUUUGUAUGGAGAUAACGUAGAAGUGGAUUAUAGGGGCUAUGAGGUGACUGUGGAAAAUUUUAUUCGUGUCUUAACGGGCCGUGUCGCUCCAGAUACACCUCGAUCUAAACGUUUACUAUCUGAUGAUCGGUCAAAUAUUUUAGUAUAUAUGACCGGUCAUGGCGGCAAUGAAUUCUUGAAAUUUCAAGAUGCCGAAGAAAUUAGUAGUUUUGAUCUGGCAGAUGCAUUCGAACAAAUGUGGGAAAAGAGAAGGUAUCAUGAAGUUUUAUUUAUGAUCGAUACAUGUCAGGCGAAUACAAUGUAUAGUCAGAUAUAUUCUCCUAAUAUAUUAGCUACCGGUAGUAGUAAUCUUGGAGAAAAUUCUUAUUCGCAUCAUAUGGACACAGACAUUGGUGUUGCAGUAAUUGAUCGAUUUACUUAUUAUAAUUUAGAAUUCUUGGAAAAAGUAGAUAUGCAAAGCAAGGCGACUUUGCAAGAUUUGUUUAAAUCAUAUAAUCCAACUUUAAUACAUUCGACUCCCGGAGUUCGGAGUGAUCUGUUUCGCAGACCGUUAGACAAGGUUCUCGUAACAGAUUUUUUUGGAAGCGUUCAGAAUGUAGAACUUACGGGACAACAAUAUAACAUAUCAGAUUUGGAUGUUGAUAAUAACACCAACAUAUUAAGCAAAUCAAGUCUCAACAAGGAAUUUCCGUGUGUACUCGAGAGAUCAGAUUCUAAAAAUUUUCACCUUUUUAAUGUCAAUUCGAAACAGUCACCAUCUUCGCUACCACAAUUUUUAAUUGCAAGUGCCAUAUUUGGAAUUUUGAUGAGAUUGGUUUCUAAAAUAAUAUGA